AUGGCUAUCACCGUUUCCACUCCUAAAAAUAGGAAAUCAAAAACAAAACAAAAGGAAUACCCCAGAAACAUAAUCGCAAAGAUCAGUGAAAGACGCAAAAUAAGAGGAGAAUGGCAUAAAACUAGAUAUCCUUCCGAUAAAUUUCAGCUAAACAGAGCAACGAAGGAACUAAAAGACAUAAUUAAAGAGCAUGAAAAUCGUUGUGUACAAAGUCACUUAUCUCAACUCACAUCACAAAAGGAUACUAAUUAUUCACUGUGGCGCGCAACCAAGAACCUUAAGCAACCAAAAGACCACAUCCCGCCCCUGAGAAAACUGGAUAGAAGCUGGGCUAGGACUGAUGUAGAAAAAACAACAGCAUUCGCAGUACACCUAGAAAAAGUAUUUACACCACUAUCUUGUUCCGACCCCGAUAAAGACGAUGACAUAGCGAAUUAUCUACAGUCUCCAAAUCAAUUAUGUCCCCCAUUAAAAGCAGUAAGUCCUAAAGAAAUAAGCCGGGAGAUAAAAUCUCAUUCACCCAAUAAAGCUCCGGGGUACGACCUAUUGGACUCCGUGCUGUUAAGCAAUCUUCCAAGGAGUGGCAUAAUAUAUCUUGUUACACUCUUCAAUUCAUCUAUAAGACUCUCCCACUACCCGGGACAGUGGAAAAUUGCUCAAGUAGUAAUGAUCCUUAAACCUGGAAAGCAGCCAGAAGAAGUCUCAUCCUACAGACCAAUAAGUCUCCUUCCACUGGUGGGGAAAUUGUUCGAAAAAGUUAUCCUCAAUAGAAUGCAAUCUCAUCUAAAUGCUAUUCUUCCUGGGCACCAAUUUGGAUUUAGACCAAGGAAUGGAACCAUUGAGCAGGUUCACAGAUUGACAGAUACCAUCGGUUAUACGCUUGAAAAUAAGAAAUAUUGCUCGGCUGUGUUUCUGUAUAUAAGUCAGGCAUUUGAUAGAGUCUGGCACGAUGGCCUCUUAUUCAAGAUCAAAAAACAGCUGCCGCAUUUCUUCUACUUUUUACUGAAAACUACUUAA
Molecule: messenger RNA, 1017 nt
Organism: Parnassius apollo (apollo)
Lineage: Eukaryota; Metazoa; Arthropoda; Insecta; Lepidoptera; Papilionidae
Source: the annotation of a GenBank genome assembly